This is a messenger RNA of Cydia pomonella (codling moth), 2651 nucleotides long. RefSeq lists its product as uncharacterized. NCBI's taxonomy places the organism in Eukaryota, Metazoa, Arthropoda, Insecta, Lepidoptera, Tortricidae. Gene Ontology annotation, molecular function: N-acetyltransferase activity. The record is from RefSeq and is a predicted model, not a curated record. The transcript is spliced from 5 exons. Bases 1393 to 2061 code for a protein of 222 amino acids.
UUUAUUUAGAAACAAGCGCCUACAAAAACAAUACCGGCAACGACAGAGUAUCAUACAAAUAACAUAACCCCUUGAAAGUUGAAACGUACAAUAACAUCGCCAGUGCUCGUAAUUAAUUACAUGAAUGAACGUAAAAAUGUUGUUUAUAUUCACGCUACACGUGUUUGUUAGUGUUAUUGUCGAGUGCUACCUUCACACGAGUAAGUUUAAGUGCGAGUUUUAUCGGUGUAUUUAAUUAAAAUACUAACAAGAAAACUCCUUGAAUAAAUUAUUUAUUAAAAUUUAUAUGAUAACAGAUCGUUGCGCAUUAAUCUAUGUUUGUGGGCCGGUAGGGAGCGUUGACGUCCGUUAUCAAUAAGUGCGAAUAUUGUGAUAAGUGGGAUUUCAUUCAAACCUACAAAUCAGCGGGCAUUAGUAAUGGUAAUUUUGCAAGUAAUAUAACUGUGUUAAUAUUAAUUGACUUCAUUGUAGUGUUGUUUGGAUAACUGGAGUGGUAUUUGUGAUUCCUGAGCAAUUAAGGUAUUUGAAUAUUGUGAAUUUAAUUUAUUAUCUUAUAUCUAAGUCAUAAUUCUAUUUUAAAAGGCCCGGUAAAAAAAAAAGUAACUGUCUGUAUAUUACCUCUUCACGCUUAAACCGCUGAACCGAUUUAGAUAAAAUAUAUAUACAUAGAAAAAAAACCCACGAAGCAAGAAAAAAUAUCCGUGCUCAUCACACAAAUAAAUGCCCUUGUCUGGAUUUGAACCCAGAAUCGUCGGCUUUAUAGGCAGGGUCACUACCCAUUAGGCCAGAACGGUCGUCAAAAGGAUAGUUUUAAUCAAAAAUCAUCAUACCACGCAGACCAAGUUGCGGGCAGAAGUUAGUAGCUUACAAGUUUAUAGAUCGUGUCAUUGACGAUAACGCGUGCCUGGAUUCGUAUUAUCAUAAUAUUAAAGGCUAGAUUUGACAAAUCUGUGCAUCAUCGUGGAUGACACAAACUAUACUUUUAUCUACUUAUCAUACUAAACCCAAAAUAGGGCGGUCAGUUACCUCACAUUGCUGGCACAACUUUCCAAUCGGUGCAACUAAUAUUUCGAAUACUAUCUACUUACUGAUAAAUAUCAAACAGAUAUUUAAACAACAAUACUUCUAAGAAACAAUCUGCGGGAAGAUAGAGUUGUAUACGCAACAUUUAAGCACGCGUAAAUAUUUAUAUUAUACAAUACUGGCUCUUAAAAAUAUAUUUUGUCAUCACCGUUAUAUGUAAAUGCGCAAAUCGUGAUCAGUCUCUCGCGCGCACCCGGACGGUCCUAACAUCACUGUCACUUUAAUAAGAAAACAAAAGAAAAUGUGAAAAUUAUACACCAGCGAAGUACGUGGCAUUACUAGGACAUCUCGCGAGGAAAUCCUGUCAACAUGUCUCGGACGUUUACCAUAGAGCCGGUGGAGCAGGGAGACGUGGAGGAUAUCAUGAAACUUCUCAAAAAGACGUUCUACAUGGACGAGCCACUCAACUCAGCAGUGGGCCUCAUUGCCUCAGAAAACGAGACAUGCUCAGAGCUGGACGAGUAUUGCAGCCACUCGCUUAUGGAAGGUCUGUCCUUCAAGGCAGUGGACGCUGAGCACAACAUAGUGGGAGUUAUGAUCACUGGUGUGUUACCUUUAAAAGAGGAAGACAACGGCAACGAUCUACUUAGCCAAGCGCAGCGCUGCAAGAACCCUAAAUUCAAGAAGAUUCUGUACAUCUUGGCACAAAGAGAGAAGGGAGCCAAGCUCUGGGAGAAGUUCCCUGAGGAGCAGAGGCUGGUCGAAGUCAAAGUGGCAGCCACUGACCCAGGGUGGAGACGGCUUGGUAUCAUGAACGACUUGCUUAAUACAACUGAACAAGCCACAGCACAAAGAAACAUCAGACUAAUACGAAUGGACACGUCCAGUGCCUACUCGGCCAAGUCAGCUGAGAGAUUCGGCUUUACCUGUGUGUACAAGGCUUUAUACACUGACAUCAAGAUGGACGGACGGCCGAUAAUCGUGCCGGAGCCUCCGCAUGUGGAGGACAGAGUUUACGUAAAAAAAUUGUUUGACUGAUUGUGUUUUGUGCCGGCGAUACGCUUGGACGUUUGACUAAAUAAUCGUGAUGCUGACGCAUCUCUAUUAAGGUCAUGUUGGGUAAGAGAAACAGUUUAUUUUGCUCGGGGCAGGAGAAACAAUAUGAGAAUUCCCAACAAGUGCUUCUCUUACCCUAUCCAACACAUAAAACAAAGAAGAAAAGACAUUAUGCUCAAAAACUCAAGCUGAAAGGUCUAAUCCUGCCUGAGGCAGGUUAUUUUUAUUUUAUUCCAUUAUUAUCAUAUUGUAGUUUCGUUAGCAGAUAGAUAUCAAAAUUAACCUUGUCAUAAUGUCGCCGAGAAAUCAGUCGGAAUUAGAGACCUGCUGCAAAUAUUAAGGAAAGAUUUAAGUAUAGUUUAAUGUACUUAAUAGUCGUUAAAUCCCUAAUGUUAAGGAUAGUUAUAGGAAUUUACUAAAAACAAAAAUUAUAUGUGAAACAUCGCAAUUAAUGUUAUAUAUUUUUAUUUUAAAAAAUGUGUCUCUUAUUUAUUUUCAACUCCCGUAAAUUGUCAGACACUUACAUUUUAGAUUUUAAAUAAUUCAAUGAGAAAAAUAAACAAUAUAUUCUC